ACACUCUUUCAUGAAAGAUUGAAGCAUAUUGAGGUAUAUAUCAUUUCAUUAAUGAAAAGUUUCCAUAGAGGCUUCUUAUUACUUGACAUGUUCUGACAGGAGAACUAGAUGCAGAUACCCCCAAAAAAUUUCAACAAUAAUAGAAUAGACUAUAUUUCUAACAGGCUGAGCAUGAUUAGCAUACAUAUAUACUCCAGCUCGAGGGGAUUUUCAGAAAUAGCCAUUAGUUAAGUGUUAUUGGGCUAGGCGUAUCCCUCCCGCGGUGUGCUUUAUUUCUUAGUAUAAACAUAGAGAUAGGGGAAACAGGUCAUUUUUUUCCUUAAUUUUCUCUAACAGUGAUAAUGAAGAUCCCUUUAACCCCUUUAUCUCCAUACAAGUAAAGUGACAUUUGACAAUAUAUCGGUGUCUUGUUGGACGACCUCCGAAAUUUGUCAUUCUUGUUUUCAGAUUCAAUGAUUUAUUAGCAUAAUCACCACUGUCGUUUAAAACUUCUUUAUUUAUCAUAUUAGUUGUGCUUGCUACUUAAGUGUUUUUUUUUUUAUAAAAUUAAUGGUGAUAUUGGGUUAAUUUAUAUGUGAAAUCUUUAUGUUUAAUUUAUUAUCAUGAAUUGUUUCAGGCUCCAUUAUUAAAAAAGUAUCCUGCAAACCUAUCUGUCACAGCAUAUUCAUACUUCUUUGGAGCUUUACUGAUGGUAACUACACCAUACUUCGUAACCGAUGAGUCAACUGACUGGAGUUUGAAUCAGUCUGAAACAUUUUCCGUUUUAUAUGCUCACUUCGUAAGCCAUCACUAUCAACGUUUCAGACAUUGAUCUUCAUCUUGUUUGUGAUCUUCACAAUCCUCAUUCUCAUUCUCUUAACUCCCCGUAUCCCAAAAUUCAACCACCUCAACUCCAUCUCUCGUAGUAACACUCUCAGAAGCCAAGAUGAUGACAGUAAAAGUUGGGUUGAAAUCAUAUCGUGGGAACCUAGAGCCUUUUUAUACCAUCAUUUUCUGUGACACUGAGGAAGAAGUGUGGGUUACUGGAGUCUGGAACUGAGUGCUGUCACAUGCAAACAGAACAAACAACAAAAAAUAUAAACUCUGCAACUCAUUGGAUUGACCAGUUUGUUUUAUCAAAUGGAUAAGAGUUGGAUAUCAAACAACUCUGCAACUCAAGAGGAGUACAUUAGAGGUAUUUUAAACUUUCUUGAUUUCGCAUUUGCAAAUUCGUCAGAAAAUGGAAAAAUUUUAUGCCCUUGCACUAAAUGUGUCAAUUGCAAGAAGCGCUCUCGUAUGGAUGUUUACGAACACUUAAUCAGUCGAGGUUUUCUAAAAGGUUACAUUCGUUGGAUCUUUCAUGGUGAGAAAGUUAGCACUUCAAAUCCUGCAAGUGCAUCUGAAGUACAACACGAGUUUGAUCAUGACAUGAAUACAUUGAUUCAUGAUGCAUUUUCAAUGCAUACAAAUAGUGAUGAUAAUGAUGCAUAUAUAAAUAUGGAGGAUGUGGAUCCAGAAACAUUCAUAAAUGAACAUAAUGUUCAACAAUCUGAAGUGGGUGAUAAUUCUGAUAAGUUCUUUAAGUUGUUGAAGGAGGCAGAACAAAAUCUUUAUCCUGGUUGUAAGUUUUCCAAACUAUCCUUUAUUGUACACCUGUACCACUUAAAGUGCCUAAAUGGAUGGACAAACAAAAGCUUUUCAAUGUUGCUAGAGUUGUUAUGUGAUGCAUUUCCAAAAGAAAAUACAUUGCCAAAGUCAUUUUAUGAGACAAAGAAGAUUAUUUCAGGGUUGGGAUUAUCAUAUGAAAAAAUUCAUGUUUGUCCUAAUGAAUGUAUAUUGUAUUGGAAGGAUUUGGCUCAUACUAAUGUUUGCCCUACAUGCGGCAUCUCAAGAUGGAAAGUCAACUCUGAUGAUGUUGAAGGUAGAAAAAAAAUACCUGCUAAGGUUCUUCGUUGGUUUCCUCUUAAGUCUAGAUUACAAAGACUUUUUAUGUCAUCAAAAACUGCUUCUUUCAUGACAUGGCAUGAAGAUAGUCGAACUAGAGACGGACUCAUGAGACAUCCAGCAGAUUCUUUUGCUUGGAAGGAUUUUGAUCAUCGAUAUCCCGAUUUUUCCUGCGACCCUCGAAAUGUUCGACUAGGUUUAGCUUCCGAUGGCUUUAAUCCAUUCAAAACCAUGACAAUUUCUCACAGCACUUGGCCUGUUGUCUUGAUUCCAUAUAAUCUUCCUCCGUGGAUGUGUAUGAAGCAACCAAAUUUCAUACUCUCGCUGCUUAUUCCUGGUCCAAAAAGCCCUGGUAAUAAUAUUGAUGUAUAUAUGCAGCCUCUUGUGGAAGAAUUAAAGGAAUUAUGGGAAAUUGGGGUCAAAACUUUGGAUGCAUGUAAAAGAGAGUCAUUUCAAAUGCAUGCUGCAAUCAUGUGGACUAUUAAUGAUUUCCCUGCUUAUGCAAAUUUGUCAGGUUGGAGUACUAAAGGACGAUAUGCUUGUCCAUGUUGUGGUCUUAACACAGCGUCUAAAUGGUUGUGUUAUAGUAAAAAGUUUUCUUAUAUGUGUCAUCGACGCUGGUUAGAGCCUGGUCAUAAGUGGAGAUACAAUGAAGGACAUUUUGAUGGAAACCAAGAGUUUAGAGCUCCUCUUGAGGUACCCAAUGGAAAUAUUGCUCUGAGACAAUUGGAAAGUCAUGAAAAUGGGAUGUUGUCCCCAUGGAAAAAGAAAAGCAUUUUUUUCACAUUGCCAUAUUGGAAAUAUAAUGUUCUUCGUCAUAAUCUUGAUGUGAUGCAUAUUGAAAAAAAUGUUUGUGAUAACAUUGUUGGUACAUUAUUAAAUUUAGAAAGAAAAUCAAAGGAUAAUGAUAAGGCUCGUUAUGACCUUAUAGACAUGAACAUAAGAAGUCAGCUACAUCCAAGGAUCCAUCAAAGCAAUGGUAGAAAGUAUUUGCCUAGAGCUUGUUAUCAAAUGACAUCAAAUGAGAAGGAAUCUUUCUUGGAAGUUCUAAAGAAUAUGAAAUCUUCUGAUGAAUGUGUUUCUAGUAUUCCAAGACGUGUGCAAGUGAAACAAUGCAAGAUAUUUGGUCUCAAAAGUUAUGAUUGUCAUCUCUUAAUGCAAGAGUUUCUUCCUAUUGCUAUGAAAGGUUGUUUUCCCAACAAUGUGAGUAAAGUGAUAAGUGAUCUUUGUCAUUUCUUUAAAGAACUAUGUGGUAAAGUGCUUAGUGAGCAUAAUUUGGAGCACUUGGAGAAUCGAAUAGCUAAAACAUUGUGCCAAUUAGAAAAGAUUUUCCCUCCAUCUUUCUUCACUAUAAUGGUGCAUUUGGUAAUCCAUUUGGCAUAUGAGGCAAAAAUUGCUGGUCCAAUUCAUUAUCGAUGGAUGUAUCCAAUUGAAAGGUUCCUUUUUACUCUAAAGUCAUUUGUUCGUAAUCGAGCAUACUCGGAAGGUUCUAUUGCAGAGGAUUAUUUAGCUAACGAAUGCUUGAUAUUUUGUUCACGAUAUCUCUCUACGGUGGAAACACGGUUUAGUCGACCUAGUCGAAAUGAUGAUUCCUCUUUUGUAGAAAAUGCCAAUGUGUUUAAUCCUAGAGGUAGACCAUUGGGGAGAAAAAAUCUUGUUGGGUUUAAAGUGAAGAAAAGGAAAAGAGUUUCUCGAGUUUCUCUUGAUAAAAAAACAUUGCUACAAGCACAUAGAUAUGUGCUUUUCAACAACACUAAUGUUGACCCCUUUCAAAGAGAACACAUUGACUUUAUCAAGAGACGUAGUCGAAAUCGUCGGCUAUCACCAUAUGAUAUUGAAAAAAUUCACAGUCGAACUUUUUCUGAUUGGUUUCGCGAAAGAGUAGCACGAUUGGAAGAACAAGGAAGUACUAUGGUCACAGAUGAAAUCAAAUGGUUAGCACGGGGGCCAUUAGAAGUAGUGAAAAACUAUAGUGGCUAUAUUGUUAAUGGGGUUAGAUUUCAUACAAAGAAGCGGGAAAGGUGCUUAAAGACUCAAAAUAGUGGAAUUUGUGUUACUGUUAAGACCAAAAGUUAUGCCAGUACACGAGACAAACACCCUAAGGAAGGAGAAAUAAACUACUAUGGUUCAUUGAUAGAUAUAAUUCAGUUGGAUUAUGCAGGAAAAUAUAAAAUUGUACUUUUCAAGUGUGAUUGGGUUGACAUAAAUAAGGGAUGCAAUAUUGAUGAUUUUGGUUUGACAUUAGUAAAUUUUAAUUACUUGCAACAUACAGGAAAUGAUAUAUGUGAUGACCCAUUUAUUUUUGCUUCUCAAGUUAAGAAAGUAUUCUAUGUGGAGAAUAAAACACAAAAUGAUUGGUUAGUCGUUGUGCAUGCUAAAGUUAGAGAUGUAUAUGAUUUGGGUGAUGCUCAAUCCAAUGACAUAGAUAAAGGGCAUGAGCAAGUCUUGGAAGAGAUAAAUGAUGACGCUACACCCCCUUAAAGUUGACGCCAAGUGUGGGUGUCACUCAAAGUCCAAUAGACAUUUACCUACAGAUUAUUGACUUUUAGUGACACUUUUUGAAUGUCACCGAAAGUCAAUUUUCUUGUAGUGAGUACAUAUGUUUGUCUUAUGAAAAGGUGAUGAGUGGCUAUAUGUUUGUGUUAUUGUAUCUGA
This is a messenger RNA of Vicia villosa (hairy vetch), 4578 nucleotides long. RefSeq lists its product as uncharacterized. Bases 1120 to 4404 code for a protein of 1094 amino acids. NCBI's taxonomy places the organism in Eukaryota, Viridiplantae, Streptophyta, Magnoliopsida, Fabales, Fabaceae. The transcript is spliced from 8 exons. The record is from RefSeq and is a predicted model, not a curated record.